Messenger RNA from Myxocyprinus asiaticus (Chinese sucker), 2140 nucleotides. Its product is annotated as N-lysine methyltransferase SMYD2-A. The coding region runs from base 217 to 1524 and encodes 435 amino acids. Gene Ontology annotation, cellular component: nucleus. The record is from RefSeq and is a predicted model, not a curated record. The transcript is spliced from 12 exons. Gene Ontology annotation, molecular function: protein binding. NCBI's taxonomy places the organism in Eukaryota, Metazoa, Chordata, Actinopteri, Cypriniformes, Catostomidae.
GCCGUUAGCCGCCUGGCUGCUGGUGGUGCAGCUGUUUCGGAGUCUUUCUGCCGAACAUGUGGCGUGGCAUUGGUGUUACUCCACUUGCAGCAGUCAUUAACAAAACCGAGUGAGACCGAGAAAUCGCUCUCGUCUGUGUGUGCCGUUUAGAGUUAAAGUCAGAGAUAGCUUUCUGACGAGUUCAAAGAAGUGAGGCACGCGGGGAGGUCGAGAGCGAUGAAAACCGAAGGAAUUGAGGGAACGGAAAGGUUUUUGAGCCCUGGUAAAGGCCGGGGACUCAGAGCCACAAAGCAUUUCAGAGUUGGCGAUCUGGUGUUCGCCUGUCCGGCGUAUACUUACGUGCUGACAGUGAACGAGAGAGGCGGACACUGCGAAUUCUGCUUUACCAGGAAAGAAGGGCUGUCAAAAUGUGGAAAAUGUAAACAGGCCUACUACUGCAAUGUAGAGUGCCAGAAAGGAGAUUGGCCCAUGCACAAACUGGAGUGCUCUGCAAUGUGCGCAUAUGGCGAGAACUGGUGUCCAUCAGAAACAGUGCGACUGGUCGCCAGAAUAAUUCUGAAACAGAAAACCCAGACAGAAAGCACUCCAUCAGAAAGAGUGUUGGCUCUUAGAGAAUUGGAAGCACAUUUGGACAAGUUAGAUAAUGAGAAGAAUGAGAUGAACGAUACAGACAUUGCAGCACUACACCACUUUUACUCCCGGCACCUUGAUUACCCUGAUAAUGCUGCACUUACGGAGCUCUUCGCCCAGGUGAACUGUAAUGGCUUCACUAUUGAAGAUGAGGAGCUGUCGCAUUUGGGGUCUGCUGUAUUUCCAGAUGUUGCUCUGAUGAAUCACAGCUGUAGUCCAAACGUGAUUGUGACGUAUAAAGGUACAGUGGCAGAGGUGAGGGCUGUGCAAGAGAUCAACCCUGGAGAAGAGAUUUUCAACAGUUACAUUGACCUCCUGUAUCCAACAGAGGAUAGAACUGAAAGGUUGAGGGAAUCUUAUUUCUUUACCUGUGAUUGUAAAGAAUGCACCUCAAAGUCAAAGGACAAGGCUAAAAUGGAGAUCCAUCAAAAGCUCAGCACACCUCCUGAGAAUGAGGAAAUCACACAGAUGGUGAGGUAUGCCAGAAAUGUCAUCGAGGAGUUCAGGAGAGCCAAGCACUACAAAACCCCCAGUGAACUUCUGGAGAUCUGUGAACUUAGCCUGGAGAAAAUGGGUUCAAUCUUUGCAGACACCAAUGUGUACAUGCUGCACAUGAUGUACCAGGCAAUGGGUGUCUGUCUAUAUAUGCAGGAUUGGGAUGGAGCAAUGAAAUAUGGCGAGAAAAUCAUCCAACCCUACAGUGUGCACUACCCUCCCUACUCACUGAAUGUAGCCUCCAUGUACCUGAAACUUGGAAGAUUGUACUUAGGACUUGAGAAGAGGACACAAGGAGUAAAAGCUUUAAAGAAGGCUCUUGCGAUCAUGGACAUUGCCCAUGGGAAGGACCACCCGUACAUCACUGAGAUUAAGAAGGAAAUGGAAGAGCAGAAAUAAUGGAAGCACCAGGAGGAAUAUGCAUCAAACACUGGCAUGUGUCUUACACCUUUCCUUGGAAUAUUAAAAUAAAGUGAGGUCAAAAUUGUCUGUCAAUCUGAGAUGUCAUUUAAACAGAUUUAAGAUAUGUAAACAGAUGACCUGAGUCAGAGAUAUUUUGUUGCUUGUAAUGUCUGAUUUGGAAAAAUAAAAGUGCUGCACUGUUUUCUGUGAAGAAGGGCUAAGAUAUAAGAAUCAUAUCACAUAUACCAGGUUUUUAACUUUAAACAUUUUGCCCUCUCAUGUAGCAACAAUAUUACUAUUUUUAAUAGCUUACAAAUGUAAAUCAUUUAUAUAUUCUCAAUGAUGCAAUUUUCAAUAAUGUUUUACUUGUCCAUUUGAUAGGUUGUUGCAUGGUUAUCAUUUUGCUCUGAUCAGAGUAUAUCAUUGAUACUGUUAAGAUAUUGGACAUCUGAUCUUUCAGUAAAUUUCAGUCAUAAUGUUACUUUCAUCCUUGCUUCCUUGUUUGUUUGGUAUUGUGAUAUUUUGACAGGUAGCAAUGGUGAAAAAAUGUAUGUAGACCGCCACAUGCUUGAAGUUUGUGACAACACUAAAGUAAUAAAUUCCUGAAGAUAAA